Messenger RNA from Magnolia sinica, 692 nucleotides. Its product is annotated as mitochondrial import inner membrane translocase subunit Tim13-like. Bases 87 to 362 code for a protein of 91 amino acids. NCBI's taxonomy places the organism in Eukaryota, Viridiplantae, Streptophyta, Magnoliopsida, Magnoliales, Magnoliaceae. The transcript is spliced from 2 exons. The record is from RefSeq and is a predicted model, not a curated record.
GUAUAGUGAGGGUUUUGGCAAAAGCAGCUGCCGCUGAAGGAAGAAGAAGAAAGGAGAACAGAAGUUUUGAACUGUCAGUCGAGAAGAUGGAUCCCUUCUCUUCGUCGCAUACGAGCGGUGGGGGAGGGUCUUCUUCCCCUCCUUCCACUGAAGCUCUCAUGGACCAAGUCAAACAUCAGCUCGCCCAAGCUUACGCUGAGGAAUUCCUUGAGACGGUAAGGAGCAAGUGCUUCACGAAGUGCAUCACGAAGCCGGGCUCAAGCUUGAGUGGGAGUGAAAGCAGCUGCAUCUCUAGAUGUGUCGAACGCUAUAUUGAAGCUACUGGUAUUAUUAGCCGAGCACUUUUCAGUUCACCACGCUGAACCUCAACCCAAUUGGACAAUGCUACUUUUAAAGAUCUUGAGAAACUGCAGGUCGGAGAGAGGGCAUGAUGGGUUGUCAUCGUCGGCGUUCUGUAAUUUCCAUUUUUACAGUGCUACUCUUGACAUACUCUGGCCAGAAUUACAUGGUGGGCCACAUAGAAUUUUGUUUAUGAUAUCGAAUGCAUCAGCCAUAAUGAUCCACCUUCUUGAAUUAGGUGACAUUUCAUUGUCUUAAGAUGAGUGGUAAUUAUUUCAGAUUUUGACAACUGAUAUGCAUUUAUAUGCUAUUUUCACUUCUUCACAAUGAAUCAGAGCCGUUGUUUGGUGGUA